UAUCCGAGGCUUCCCUCCGGGAAGAAGGUCCGGAGCUGCCUUCAGCCUAAUAUGGGGUGGGAAGCUGAGGGAAGCUUAUUUCCUGCUCGGGGUGUCCCUGCCCUGGGGACUGGCCGAGCCGCGGAGGACCCACACUGGGCCGCGGGGGCGGGCAGAGCUGUGAAAGCUCCCGGUGGUGCGGCGGCGGCAGCAGCGACUUGAGGAGGCGGAGAAGCCUUCUGGCUGGUGGAGAAGACUCCAGUGGGCGACUCGGGGUGGAAUCCUGGGGAGGGGCUCCACCUACUUGAGUGGGGGUGCGGACUGCCCGCGUGCUCGGGUGGGUGCGGGGGUUCCCUGGGUGGGCUAACCGUCUGUGGGUGUACGGGUGUUUGCGCCGCUGCGCCGCGGUGAGUGGAGGGCAGAAGGGGCUUCCCUGGGUCCGAAGGUGCCUCCCUAUGGGAGCACGCACCUUCUGUGGAGCGUGGAGGCCAGGACACGGCCUGGCUGGGAAUUGUGCUGCACUUGGCUUGGGGCACUGUCGUCCUCGGAGAGUCCCCUACUCCAGGGAUGGGAUCGAUAAGUCUAGUCGUCCGGAUUAGAGUUGGGUUCAGGGGGAAGAUAAAGAGGUGUUCCUUUGCAAGGAAAUCCCUCGUUAAGUAAGGGGAUCCCCGUUUCCGUGGAAGGAAAGAUGACCUCGCAUCAUCCCUUUUCUGGUGUUUCCUAUUUUCAGGGAAAGGCAGUAGCAGUAGCAGUUAUCCUAUGUAGGGCUUUAUCAGAGUGAGGGAUUUGUAUCCUUUGAGGGGCGUUGAUGGGGAUAGCUUCCACCUCCAUCUGUACACAAACAGCCCCUCCCCCAGCCUCCCGCAGGAAGUGGCCGGGAAAUGGCAGCUGUGCGUUUGCUGCUGUGACUCUUGUUGUUUUGAAAUGUCCAUUUUAAUUAGAUUUGGUUUCGUUUUCUGAGGCUUUCUGGGCAAGCUUGGAUCCUACCAACCGUGUGACCUGAGAGACUUUUCGUUGAACCCUUCCCCCGUGGAUAAACUUAAUUUGUCAACUAAAAGUUGUCUACUGCAGUGGUCCCGCUAAUCCCGAUUCCCCUCCUCCAGAAUAUCUCUUUAUCCCUGAGGUCCUCUCCCCCACCACCCCAAUUUGCGCUGGAGGUACUCAGUGUACACCAUCAGUAUAAGUGAUGAGUCCCUCGUAUAGAGAGCUGCUAUGAGAAUGGCUUCUUCGGAUUCUGCUUAAUAUGUUAUUUGACAGUUUUUACAUUACACAGCUUCUGGGCAAGUGAAUUUGUGAAGUAAAGAAGGAAAUAUUCUGACAAGUGGAGGAAGAGAAAUGGAGGCAAACGACCAUUUUAACUUUACUGGCCUUUCCUCUGCACCUGCUGCCUCAGGACUGAAACCCUCUCCCUCAGGGGAGGGCCUCUACACUAACGGGUCUCCCAUGAACUUCCCUCAGCAAGGGAAAAGUUUGAAUGGGGAUGUGAAUGUUAAUGGCUUAUCUACUGUAUCUCACACUACUACUUCAGGGAUUUUGAACUCUGCUCCCCACUCCUCCAGCACCUCACACCUCCAUCAUCCCAACGUGGCCUAUGACUGUCUCUGGAACUACUCACAGUACCCAUCUGCCAAUCCUGGCAGCAACCUCAAGGACCCACCCCUUCUCUCCCAGUUCUCGGGGGGACAGUACCCACUCAACGGCAUUCUUGGGGGCAGCCGGCAACCUUCAUCCCCAAGUCACAACACUAACCUUCGAGCUGGUAGCCAAGAGUUCUGGGGCAACGGUACCCAGAGUCCAAUGGGGCUUAACUUUGAUUCACAGGAACUGUAUGAUUCCUUUCCUGACCAGAAUUUUGAGGUGAUGCCCAAUGGACCCCCAGGUUUUUUCACCUCCCCACAGACUUCUCCUAUGUUGGGAUCUAGUGUCCAGACCUUUGCGCCCUCCCAGGAGGUAGGCAGUGUAAUCCACCCUGAUGAGGCAGCAGAAAAGGAGUUGACUUCAGUCGUGGCAGAGAAUGGCACUGGCUUGGUAGGCAGCCUGGAGCUGGAAGAAGAGCAACCAGAACUAAAGAUGUGUGGAUAUAAUGGCUCUGUCCCCUCUGUGGAGUCAUUACACCAAGAGGUCUCAGUCCUGGUUCCUGACCCCACAGUAAGCUGUUUAGAUGACCCUUCUCAUCUUCCUGAUCAACUAGAAGACACUCCAAUCCUCAGUGAAGAUUCUCUUGAGCCUUUUGACUCUCUGGCACCAGAGCCAGUGAGUGGAGGACUUUAUGGUAUAGAUGACACAGAACUGAUGGGUACAGAGGACAAACUGCCUCUUGAAGAUAGUCCUGUGAUCUCUGCCCUUGAUUGUCCUUCACUUAAUAAUGCUACCACCUUCAGUCUCCUGGCCGAUGACAGUCAAACAUCAGCUUCUAUCUUUGCCAGCCCUGCCUCUCCACCCGUCUUAGGGGAGUCUGUUCUGCAGGAUAACAGCUUUGACCUGAAUAAUGGCAGUGACGCCGAACAGGAAGAAAUGGAGACUCAGGGUUCUGACUUCCCUCCACCCCUGACCCAGCCACCCCCUGAGCAGUCAUCCACUAUUCAAAUUGAACUACAUCCAGUAGCCUCACCAGCAGUCUCACCAGCAGUCUCCCCAGAAGUCUCCCUGUCAGUUUCUCCAGCAGCCUCUCCACAUCUCUCCCCAGCAGCUUGCCAAGUGGUCUCUCCCAGUUCCUCAGCAGUCCUACCGGCAGUCUCUAUGGAAGUUGCCUUGACAGCUCCAGUGAGCUCCCCAAAACCUUCCCCUGUAACUUCCCCAGCUUCUGUCUCUCCAACAAAUAAACAUGUCAGCAGCUUUCAUGAAGGCACUGGUGACCUGGAAGAGAUCACAGGAGAAGUCACUACUUCUGGUAGUGCUGAUGUCCUGAGGAGACGUAUCGCUACUCCGGAAGAAGUUCGUCUUCCCCUCCAACAUGGGUGGCGGAGAGAAGUGCGCAUCAAGAAGGGCAGCCACCGAUGGCAAGGGGAGACCUGGUAUUAUGGACCCUGUGGGAAGAGAAUGAAACAGUUUCCAGAAGUGAUCAAGUAUCUGAGCCGCAAUGUGGUACACAGUGUGCGCCGUGAACACUUCAGCUUCAGUCCUCGUAUGCCUGUUGGAGAUUUCUUUGAAGAGAGAGACACACCAGAGGGCUUGCAAUGGGUUCAACUCUCAGCAGAAGAAAUUCCAUCCAGGAUUCAGGCAAUUACUGGCAAACGGGGUCGACCUCGAAACAAUGAAAAGGCUAAGACUAAAGAAGUCCCCAAGGUGAAACGGGGCCGAGGUCGGCCACCCAAGGUCAAAAUCCCUGAGCUAUUAAAUAAGACAGACAACCAUCUUCCAAAGAAACUGGAGGCCCAAGAAACACUGAAUGAGGAAGAUAAAGCAAAGAUGAGUAAAAGCAAGAAGAUGAGACAGAAGGUACAGCGGGGAGAAUGUCAGUCUCCUAUCCAAGGGCAGCCCAAGCAGAGAUGCUUUCAGAGUUUGAGGAGAAAUGACUUCCCUUAUGGUUUACAGGCCAAAAACAAGAGGAAACCAGAAACCAAAAGCUUAAAACAGAAGGACACCAAGAAGAAAUUGAAGGGUGAGAAAGAAAAGAUAAAGACAAAGCAGGAAAAAGUGAAGGAAAAAGUGAAGAAGGAAAAGGUAAAAAUGAAGGAAAAGGAUGAAGUGGCCAAAGCCAAGCCAACUUGUAAAUCAGAUAAGACCCUCACUACCCAGAAACGCCUGGAGGAACGGCAGAGGCAGCAGAUGAUCUUGGAGGAGAUGAAGAAGCCCACAGAGGAUAUGUGUCUAACUGACCACCAGCCCUUGCCUGAGUUCACACGCAUCCCUGGUUUGACACUGCCCAGUAGGACUUUCUCAGACUGCUUGACCAUUGUGGAGUUCCUGCACAGCUUCGGCAAGGUGCUGGGCUUUGACCCUAACAAAGAUGUGCCUAGCCUGGGAGUCCUGCAGGAGGGACUCCUGUGUCAAGGUGACAGCUUGGGCAAGGUGCAAGAUCUAUUGGUACGGCUCCUAAAGGCUGCGCUCUAUGAUCCUGGACUGCCCUCCUAUUGUCAGUCUCUGAAGAUCUUGGGAGAGAAGGUAUGUGAGAUCUCACUGACAAGAGACAAUGUGUCUGAGAUCCUACGCUGCUUCCUCAUGGCAUAUGGAGUAGAGCCCACCCUAUGUGACAGCCUACACACUCAGCCUUUUCAGGCCCAGCCACCCCAGCGGAAAGCUGCUAUCCUGGCCUUCCUUGUGCACGAGCUGAACGGGUCUACCCUUAUCAUCAAUGAGAUUGACAAAACUCUGGAGAGUAUGUCCAGCUACAGGAAAAACAAGUGGAUUAUUGAAGGCCGGCUCCGGAGACUGAAAACAGCUCUGGCUAAGCGAACUGGGCGGCCUGAGAUAGAGAUGGAAGGACUAGAGGAAGGCCUGGGACGGAGGCGUAGUUCUCGGAUAAUGGAAGAAACCAGUGGCAUGGAAGAGGAAGAAGAAGAGGAAACUCUAGCAGCUGUCCAUGGUCGAAGAGGUCGAAGAGAUGGAGAGGUUGAUGUUAUAGCAUCUAGCAUCCCGGAGUUAGAGCGCCAGAUAGAAAAACUCAGUAAGCGUCAGCUGUUCUUUCGCAAAAAGCUACUUCAUUCAUCCCAGAUGCUUCGAGCAGUCUCCUUGGGGCAAGACCGAUACAGACGCCGCUACUGGGUAUUGCCAUAUUUGGCUGGUAUCUUUGUGGAAGGAGCAGAAGGGAGCCUAGUUCCUGAAGAUACAAAGCAGGAGAGUGAUUCCUUAAGGGUGACAGUCCAUCCAGCACCCACUCCUGCCUUCUUCUCUGUGAAGAGAGAAUUAAGUAGCUGUAGCACCUCUGCCAGUUCUGCCCGGACACGAGGCCGACCUCGAAAAACUAAACCUGGGUCAAUGCAACCUAGAAACCUGAACUCUUCUCUCAAAGGCCAGGAUUCAGAACAACCCCAGGACCGGCUUCAGCCCAAGGCGCAGCCCCAUCUUCAGCCUCAGGCUCCUCCCCAGCUCCAGCCCCAGCCCCAAUCCCAUCAUGAAUCCCUGGAGCUAGAAGGCUCUCCUUUGUCUCUGAGUCAGAGCCAGCAUGACCUCAGCCAGUCAGCUUUCCUGUCUUGGCUGAGCCAGACUCAGAGUCAUGGUUCUUUGCUGAGUAGCUCAGUCCUCACACCUGAUAGCAGCCCAGGAAAGUUAGACCCAGCCCCCUCACAGCCCAUGGAGGAGCCUAAUGAGGCAGAGUCUGGCCUUGAUCCUCCAGCAUCCUGGUUUAAUUUCUCAGCCCAGGUGCCCUGUAAUGCUGCCCCUACACCGCCCCCUGCAGUUUCUGAGGAUCAGCCCACUCCUUCCCCUCAGCUGCCUGCCUCAAAGCCAUCACAGAUGAAUAGACCUAGUGCCGCCAACCCUUCUUCUUCAGCACAGUUCUCGUCCACCCCCUUGACUGGGGUAACUCCUAAGAGGCUAGCAGCAGACUCUGGAGAAAUGCUACAGAGUCCCACAGGGCUGGGACAGCCAAAACGGAGAGGAAGACCUCCCAGCAAGUUAUUCAGACAGAUGGAGCAGCGUUACUUAACCCAGCUGACAGCCCAGCCUGUUCCCCCUGAGAUGCGUUCAGGCUGGUGGUGGAUUCGAGAUCCUGAGGUGCUGGAUGUCAUGCUCAAGGCCCUACACCCCCGAGGCAUCCGGGAGAAGGCACUUCACAAACACCUUCACAAGCACAGGAACUUCUUGCAAGAAGUCUGUUCACGGCCCUCAACUGAUCCCAUCUUUGAGCCUAGUCAGCUACCUCCCUUUCAAGAAGGGGUUAUGAGCUGGUCACCCAAAGAGAAGACAUAUGAAACAGACCUGGCUGUGCUUCAGCGGGUAGAGGAUCUUGAACAGCGGGUUAUCCUGUCUGACCUGCAGAUUCGGGGCUGGACAUGUCCUAGUCCAGACUCUACUCGUGAAGACCUGGCCUACUGUGAGCAUCUAGCUGACUCCCAGGAGGACAUCACCUGGAGAGGUCGCAGCAGAGAAGGGCUGGCACCUCAGCGUAAAAGUACCAACCCUCUGGACCUGGCUGUGAUGCGACUGGCUGCAUUAGAACAGAAUGUGGAGCGGCGGUACCUGCGGGAGCCUCUCUGGCCAGCUCAUGAGGUGGUACUAGAAAAGGCACUGCUCAGCACACCCAAUGGGGCCCCUGAGGGCACCACGACAGAGAUCUCAUACGAAAUCACCCCUCGGGUUCGGGUUUGGCGCCAGACACUUGAGCGGUGCCGGAGUGCAGCCCAGGUGUGCUUAUGCAUGGGCCAGCUGGAACGGUCCAUUGCCUGGGAAAAGUCUGUCAACAAAGUGACCUGUCUAGUCUGCCGGAAGGGUGACAAUGAUGAGUUUCUUCUGCUUUGUGAUGGGUGUGACCGCGGCUGCCACAUUUACUGCCAUCGGCCCAAGAUGGAGGCUGUCCCAGAAGGGGACUGGUUCUGUGCUGUCUGUUUGGCCCAACAGGUGGAGGAAGAGUUCCCUCAGAAACCUGGUUUCCCAAAGCGAGGGCAGAAACGGAAAAGUGGUUACUCACUGAACUUCCCAGAAGCUGAGGGCCGGCGCCGCCGGGUACUGUCAAGGGGCCGAGAGAGCCCAUCAUCAAUACCCCGAUACUCAGAAGAAGGGCUGUCUCCCUCCAAGCGACGUCGACUCUCCAUGCGGAACCACCACAGCGAUCUCACGUUCUGCGAGAUUAUCUUGAUGGAGAUGGAGUCUCAUGACGCAGCCUGGCCUUUCCUGGAACCUGUGAAUCCACGACUGGUGAGUGGCUACCGGCGCAUCAUCAAGAACCCAAUGGAUUUUUCCACCAUGCGGGAGCGGCUGCUCCGAGGAGGGUACACCAGCUCAGAGGAGUUUGCUGCUGAUGCCCUUUUGGUUUUUGACAACUGCCAGACCUUCAACGAGGAUGACUCUGAAGUGGGCAAGGCAGGACACAUUAUGCGCCAGUUCUUCGAGAGCCGCUGGGAGGAGUUUUAUCAGGGAAAACAGGCCAAUCUCUGAGGCAAGGGAGGUGGGGAGUCAUCUGUGGCCUCUCUCGUACCUUCCACAACCUGCCAUUCACACCUGCUGAUGGUGCCCUGGGGCCAGGCUCAAGUCAGAUAGCUGAUUUUUGAUCCUGCCCUUGGCAGCACCCACGUCCUCUUACCCCUAGUCCCCUUUCUCCCUUCCUCCUCCUGCUCCUCAAAUAAGAGGUGUGGAGAUGAGGUCCUUCUGGACUGAAAAGCCAAAAAAGAAAGACAAAAUAAUUUUUCCUGUUUUAUUUCCUAAUUAAAAAUGUGGAGGGGGAAAGAAGUCCCUACUUCCUCCUCCCCACUUCCUCUCCCUCCCUGUCCAUGCCCCAGCAUUCUGGGGUGAUUUAACAAUAGCAAUAGUUCUAGUGAAUGUGUGAAACCGAGAAACACUCUGUACUGUGUGCGGACCCGCAGUGACGGCCAGUAAAGUGAACUUAACCCCAGGCGUGUCGCCGACACGGGCCCUGGACAUGCUGCUUCCACGUGCAGACCCAUCCUGUCUUGCUUCCUCCCGGCUUCCCCUCCCCCGCCAUUUCCCAGUUUUUUCAGAUUUUCUCAUCCAAUAAUGUAAAACUCUUGUGUACGGGUUUCUCCCUCCUUUUCCCCAAAUCUUUUUCCCCUUCAAAGGAAAAAAAUUUAGAAGUCCCUGUUUUUCUCUCUGUCCUCAUCUUCCUGCUGAUAGCUGUUCCAUGUAAAAUGUUGGAUGCUCCUCACAUGCUGAGUUUCCAUCCUUUCCUCAAACUCAGUGACUGGGGAGAGGGUGGCCGGUACCCAGGGCCUUCCAGCCUCCUUCCUCACCUGCUUUCCCAAACUUCCCUCUUGGGAACUCCUCAGGGACAACUACUGCUGAGUUUGGGUGCACCUCUGAGAUAAAGGCCGGGUAGCACUUGACUGGCCUCAGAGUGGAAGAGUGGUGGGUGUGGUGUGCAUGCACACAUGCCUUGACUGACCCUAUUUUGAUGAGAUCCAUUUCAUUUGUUUUCCCCAAGUAUGUUUUUAAUCCUACUGUUCCCUUGUUUCAUACCAUCACUUCUAUGUCUUUGGGAAACCACAGGAACAAUUUCUCUGGGUCAUUUCUGUUCCAGCCUCUUCGAACUGUGCAAUCUUUCAGUAGGCGCACUCCCCCUCAGGAGCUUUGAGUCUCACAUUUUUGCAGGGAGAGGGGUAGAACUGGAUCUUUCCUAAUCCCAUCAGCAUCUAUGUGUUUAGUUGUACUUUUCCUUCCUUUUAUCUACUCAUACCCUGGGAUCCUUUCCCAGCAGCAGAGACUCCUGAGCACAGGAGAGGGAAGGGAGAGGGCUUCUGGGUCCACCAACCUACCUGUGACUGCCCAAGUGAGCUCCCAGUCUAUGAGAAAACUGCUCACUCAGACCAUAGCCAUGGCCCCAGCCCCCUGCUCCUGCUCAGCGAGCCCCUCCCACCAGAGAUUACGGGUACUUGCACUGGGGAGGUGGCUGCUAGCUGCCCGAGCAGAGCUGAGGCAUCAGAAGUGUCCACUGAUGCAGCACCACAGAAGGGUGCCUGCCGGGCAGCAGAGCGAUCAUUCCAGUACUUCUGGCAGCACUGAAGGGGGGGGGGGCUGCAGUGUAGGUCUUGGGCACCUCCUUAGUCCUGUACGUCCCUUCUCUCCCAGAGCCUAUUUCUAAAGUCGCCUUUUCUGUCAGAUAAACCUCAGAACUUUUAAUUUUGAGAUUUUUUUUUUUUGCUUUUAAAUAAGAGGUGGAUUGAAGAAUAAUUGACUUUAUAUUAUGCAUAAAUAUUUAUAUUUUAUCUAAAUAACUGCGCUGUAACAAACUUUGUGUUAGACAUUUGGAACUGUUCUAGUUGGGCGCCCAUCUUUCUCCCCAUGACAGUUUUCCUCUGGCAUAAAAUGUCGAUUACUUUUCAUUGUUGGAGGUGGGGUGCAUGGGGUGAGGUCUCAGUUGUCUGCUGUGUGUUCCUCUCCGGCUCCCUCCAUAGGGACCAGGCAUUCUGCAAGGGGGUUAGAGACUGUAGAGGGGUGGGGACAGCACAAGCAGGGGGGCCAUUUCUCACUUUCCUUUCCCCAUCUUCACUGCCCCUUAAGCUAGGUGGAUUUCUCUGUUGAUGAGAGUAUUUGUAGAGAAGGCAGUAAAAAGUAAGACAGCCCCCCACCCCUUAGUUGCCCUUCCCCUAUCAGUCUGGUAACAGCAAGAAAACCACAUCAUUGACACCAAGUUUCCAUGUUCCUUUUACUUCAGAAGGGACUGACUUUUUAUAUAACCAAAUGUGGUGUUUUAGUGACUUUUUGAUAAUGUACAGUUUUUUGUGAAUUUAAAUUUAUUUCUUUCUAUAUUUUUAGGACCAAUCUCAUUUUUAAUAAGGUUAAAAAAAAGAAAAGUCUAGAGAAAAAAGCCUCCUGUUUUUGCCAUGUGAUGUUCCACAUGUGAUGCAGCUGUAGAAAAGUGCUUGUCAGUUGAAUAAAAACCACAUUUGAUAGAGA
Messenger RNA from Cavia porcellus (domestic guinea pig), 9486 nucleotides. RefSeq names its product bromodomain adjacent to zinc finger domain 2A (gene Baz2a). Bases 1315 to 7014 code for a protein of 1899 amino acids. Gene Ontology annotation, molecular function: DNA binding; protein binding. Gene Ontology annotation, cellular component: rDNA heterochromatin. Lineage: Eukaryota; Metazoa; Chordata; Mammalia; Rodentia; Caviidae. The record is from RefSeq and is a predicted model, not a curated record. The transcript has 29 exons.